AAUUAUGAAGAUCCAUCUGAUAACGCUUUUGGGAGUAGCAUUAACUGCCUUUGAGUUUCCUGAAACUCUAGCUCUGACCAGGGACUUGGCUUCCCAGUGUAUCACAUGUCCAGAUGAGUUCAAGGGCAAGAUGGUCUGCGCCUUCCUCAACGGCUGCCACCUGCAGAUGGAGUACUGCUCCAUGCUGGUGUUCAACUGUGCCCGUCAAGUGCAUCAUAGACACUUGUUCCUGGUGAUGAACGAGGGUAGGUGCCAGAAUGUUCGCGGACCAGAGUGCACCUUUAUGGAUUUCUAAGUACUAGCGGAGACUGCCCGCGUUUAUUGAUUGAUGGAAUGAUUACAGUUUAAAGUGCUUAAUCUGAGUGGAAUGUAUGAUUAAUAUUAA
Messenger RNA from Drosophila eugracilis, 385 nucleotides. RefSeq lists its product as uncharacterized. Lineage: Eukaryota; Metazoa; Arthropoda; Insecta; Diptera; Drosophilidae. The transcript is spliced from 2 exons. The record is from RefSeq and is a predicted model, not a curated record. The coding region runs from base 5 to 295 and encodes 96 amino acids.